CCCUAAACCUUUAGUGGCAGCUAUGUUAUUUUCAACUACAAUGCAAACCGUGUGUAGCUUGUAAACCAUUCUUCUCUCCACGCAGGUUUCAUCUCAAUUCAUUUCCAUGGCGCUCGCUGCCUUAAAAUUCCUGCGCAAACCCACUCUUCAUCUUCCUCCCACUCCCUUCCAAUGUGUUCGCAAGUUUGUGCCCAAAUCUGUCGCCGCGGUUGAGGCCGAGUCCCUCACAAACGAACAAUGCAGUGCCUCUGUUCGUGAACAAGUUCAUGAAAAAAACAAGAAGGCCCCGGCGUGGAAGAGGUUGAAGUUCUCAGAGCUUGGGAUUAGUAAGUCAAUGAUUGGAAGCACUACGAAAAAGGUUCUUAACGGGCUGAAGAAAAAUGGGUAUGAUGUAUACCUUGUAGGAGGUUGUGUGCGGGAUCUUAUUCUAAAGCAAACACCAAAGGACUUUGAUAUUAUAACUUCAGCUGAGCUUAAAGAGGUUAUGAGAAUAUUUUCAUGGUGUGAGAUAGUUGAUAAAUGUUUUCCUGUAUGCCAUGUUCACAUGGAUGGUACCGUUGUUGAGGUUUCAAGUUUUGAUACUACAAAGUGCAAGGUGGGUUUGGAAUUCUCCCAUCAUACUGAAGUACCUAAUGACUGUGACCAGAAGGAUCAUCUUCGUUGGAUGAAUUGUUUAAACCGAGACUUCACAAUUAAUGGGUUGAUGCUUGAUCCAUAUGCAAGAAUUGUGUAUGAUUAUUUUGGAGGAAUAGAAGAUACUAGAAAGGCUAAAGUGCGAACAGUAAUCUCCCCAAAAACUUCAUUUCAGGAAGAUUGUGCUCGCAUUCUACGUGCAAUUAGAUUUUCUGCUUGCUUAGGAUUUAGUAUUUCAAAAGAAACAGCUCGUUUUAUUAAAGACCUGUCUUCUUCAGUAUUAAGCCUUGAUAAGGGUAGGCUCUUGAUGGAAAUGAGUUAUAUGCUAGCAUAUGGUUCUGGGGAAGCUUCUUUGAGGCUAUUAUGGAAAUUCGGUCUUCUAGAUAUACUUCUCCCCUUUCAGGCUGCUUAUUUUUCUCACCAUGGAUUUCAAAGACGGGACAGAAGAACCAAUAUACUCCUGUCUUUGUUCUCCAAUUUGGAUAAACUUUUGGAACCUAAUCGUCCGUGUCAUAAUAGCUUAUGGGUUGGUAUCCUAGCAUUACAUAAAACAUUGAGUGAUCGACCAAGGGACCCCUUGGUAGUUGCUGCGUUUAGCCUUGCAGUCCAUAAUGGUGGAAAUUUGUUGGAAGCUGUAAACAUAGCAGGGAUGAUCAACAAACCACGUGAUGUCAGAUUUCCUGAAUUAUUAGAUCCUUCAGGUCUGGAUGCUGAGGCAUUGGAAGCUGAGAUUCUGGAUCUUGCUGAGUCUGUUAGAGGGACAAUGUUGCAGAUGACAAAUGAGUAUUUUGUGUCUCAGGCUAUGGCUGACUAUCCUCAAGCGCCUCAUUCGAAUCUGGUAUUCAUCCCGUUAGCAUUAUACCUAAAUACAUACACCAUUUUCGACUGUGUGAGAGUGAGUGCCAAUAAGAAGUUUUUGUCAAAGAAAGGCAGAAAAAUUGAUUACGAGUCCUUGGCUCAGGGUAGGCCGCAUGAAAUACGACAUGUUUUUGCAAGGAUUGUAUUCGAUACCGUAUACCCACAUCCACUUCACGAAAAUCAGUCAUUAAGAAGCAACUGUAUUUCUGAGGGAGGCUAGUUUGACGUUUUUAUCAGAAAUAAUGAGAAAAAUGCUGCUGAAGUAGGCAUUUUAUCAAAGGGAAUAGUAUGAUCAAAAUUGGAGUAGUUUGGUGAAAUGUCUGAAUUCCUUGCUCAAAGCAGUAGUCGCAGGAAUUAUCAUCAAUUUCUUGUCAACUUUUGAGAGGAAGGAGAAGGAAAAGGAGUAGUGCUAUGCAAUGUGGCAGACACGCUACAUUACAUAGCCAGCAGAUAAUAGAGAGGAGCGUUUUUUCGAUUGUAAAGGAAAGCUUAGAUCUCAAGGUAUGCUCCAAGCAUCCCACACUAAACAUAACUAAUGACAUGUAUUUAGCAAUUUCAAAUGUCGUCAUAGAAUGGCUUGGCCUGAAAACGAUCCAGACUACGAAGAUGUGACGAUGCUCCCCUGCUUGAUGAUGGCGUUGCCUCCAUUAGGUUUGUUUUUAGUAUUAUUUAACAUGGUAGGGGUUAAAAUGUUUUUACUUUUUUAAAACAUUCAAACAAUGAAAUUAUAAUUCUAUAUCCCUUUUUCUGUCUUA
This is a messenger RNA of Cajanus cajan (pigeon pea), 2246 nucleotides long. RefSeq lists its product as uncharacterized. Gene Ontology annotation, biological process: RNA processing. Gene Ontology annotation, molecular function: RNA binding; nucleotidyltransferase activity. Lineage: Eukaryota; Viridiplantae; Streptophyta; Magnoliopsida; Fabales; Fabaceae. The record is from RefSeq and is a predicted model, not a curated record.